UUCCGACCCGGAAUGUAAAAACGUGUUUGCUAAACUAAAGUGAGUAAAAUCUGUCACCACUCUGUAUUAAAGUGGUAUUUUUGUCACUUUACAUUGUAGUUUCGCUGUGACGACUUCAACGUUGUAACCUUCCGGAUCAUGCUUCAACCUGAUUGGCUGUUUUGACAGGCGCGUGCAAAAAAUGAGCUCUGAGGUUUGCCCAUUCUGCGGGAAAACCUACAAAAGGUUGAAGAGUCAUCUGCCGCAUUGUAAGGCAGCAGCGAGCUCCAAAACACCCCAAACCAAACAUGAUGUCAACGCCAAUCAGACGACAUCAUCCUCCCACGUGGCCACAGCUCUGUCCGAAUCAACAGCAAAGUCAACAACCGAAAGUCCAAAAUCAAAGAGGAGUAAAAAGACGUCUGUGGUGUCAACGUCAGCAGAAACACAGUCAGCGAGUUCUGCAUCAUUUCCACCAUCAACUAAGAAGAAGAAACAGAAGCUGUCUGAACAAACUAACACGCCCUCCUCCACCUGUCCCGCCUCCCCGUCUCUAUCUCCGUCUCCCACCGUCUCCAAGCCCAAAAAGCAAAGUCUCCGUGCUUUAAUAGAAGCUGCAAAGUCCAAAGAGGUUUCCCAGGGAUCGCUUGAGGGAACCACAAAGGACCAAACUCCAUAUGUGGCGGACACUUUAAGCACCAGAACCACAGCCGAGACCAAAACUAAUCCAGAAAAAGACUCAAUAGAAGACAACGCCCAUCCUGCGUUUCUGUCCACAGACACCAAACCCAAAACGAAGGCGUCAAAGACAAAGAAAGCUGCACAAUCCCUUCAUACGACGAAAUCUAGCUCCCUGGACUCUGAAGUCAAAGAAAAAAACAAAAGAUCCCGUGUGGGAGACGACUUAUGGCUGGACAGCGAGGGGGAAGUUGACGAUUUAACUGUGAAAAAGAUGCCGUCGAAUUCAAGACGGGUUACUCUCCAGGACGUUAAAGCCGCUUUAGGCCGAGUUAAAACCACCCAAAAAUACAGCAAGCAGAGCAUCUUGAGGCAGAUUGAAACUACUGAUGAUCUAAGCAGCAAAAUCAAACCUGGUACCAGUCUCAGUCCAGUCCCACCCCCAACAGGGAGCUUGAAAAAACCUAAAACUCUUCCAGACCAGCUGACCUGCACCAGUCCACAACCAAAGGAGCUUCAGUUAGUGAAGAGAGAGUCCAAACAAGCAUCUUUAGUCGCUUUAAAACAGCUCGACCUAACCUCCCCUGCAGCUCCCCUCCUUUCUGGCCAUGCAUCGUCUCAGGUGAGCAAAGCCACGCCCCCUCCAGGUACAGUCGGCCUGAAUGAGGCGCUGAAGGUGACCGGACUCCUCACUUUAUCGCCGCCGCUCACAAACUUUUCCAGCCCUCUGCCGGCGGCGAGGGCGGAGACGCUGAGAGCCGAUGAUGGAUGGAAGUCGCAGAUCGAAGUGAAGACACCAAACACGGCUGAUGAAGGAACUAAAGGCGCUCUGACGCAGCGGCGUCUCGGACAGGUGAGACUGAGGGAGUUACCCGAGUGGCUGGCCUGCAAAACCCCGAGCCAUCCGAGAGAAGUCGUAGAAAUGGUGCAAAGAGGCUGGCAGUGGUACUACAGGAGGUACAUCGACGUGAAGAAAGGAGGUGUCGGUGGAGUGGGCAUGCUGUUAGCGGGAUACUGUGUGCUCAGCUACAUCUGGAGAUACCCUCAUUUAAAGCAAGAUCGAUGGAGGAAGUACCACUAACGUGAAGACGCUCCAGCAGGCGUGAUUCUGUAUGUGGUAACAGCAGCCUGAGGCAUCUGUUCUGUUAAUAAUAAUAAUAAUAAUAAUAAUAAUAAUGCACAACUCAUCCAAACACUGACGCGGUAUUUAUGUCUGAUAAGUUGAUACUGUUUUUUUGUCAUCGUGGUAGCUCUCCCCGUCAGCCCGAGAAACUACAACCUGCAGCCGAUUAGCUUAGCUUAGCAUAAAGACUGGAAGCAGGGGGAAACAGCUAGCGUGGCUCAGUCCAAAAUCCACCAACCAGCACACUUUAAAGCACCGAAUAUUUGUUUGUUUAUCACAGAAACUGAGGUUAACAAAAAAGACGAUUUGCCUUUUUAAGGCUAAAAAGUUCAUUCAAAUUUAACUAAAAUUGCAGUGUGACCGCCUCAACUUUUCAAAUCGCAGGAGGCUCAGCAUUUGUCAAAGAUGAAAUAUGUGUCAAAAUACCAUUUUAAAUUAGACGUCUCUGUCUAAACAUGAUAUACUUCAGACUUAAGAACACAUCUUUAAUUUGGUACAGAUCCGCACAACAAUCCCGCUUUAAUCGUUUUAAUGUUUUUCAAUGAAAAUUAGAAUAAUGAUGUAAAAAUGAUCAUGUUCUCUUAAAUCCAAAACCACACUGAUAUUGCAAUAACAGUCAUAAUAAACGCCUUUAGAUAUCGAGACGCAGCGUCCCUCCCCGUCCGCUAGACGAUCAUGGGACCUUAUUUCAGAAAAAAAUGGUGAAGGUAGUCAACAGCGAGUGACAAAUAAAUGU
Molecule: messenger RNA, 2516 nt
Organism: Plectropomus leopardus (leopard coralgrouper)
Lineage: Eukaryota; Metazoa; Chordata; Actinopteri; Perciformes; Serranidae
Source: RefSeq, a predicted model, not a curated record